CGGAACGCGAAGGAGCAGUGUCUGAAGAAGAUAAAGAAACAUGGAUGGCCAUAGUUAUUCCAGGGAAUUUUAUGACAGAUAUGCACAAAGCCAGGAAAAAUCUGUGGUCAAUAAAAUGCAGCAAAAAUAUUGGAAAACAAAACAAACUCUUAUUAAAGUCACUGGAAAGAAGGAAGAUGAACAUGUCGUGGCCUCAGAUGCAGACCUGGAUGCAAAACUAGAGUUGUUCCACUCAAUUCAGAGAACGUGUAUGGAGCUGCUUAAAGCAAUUGAGCUAUAUCAAAAAAGGAUCUGCUUUUUGUCUCAGGAAGAAAAUGAAUUGGGGAAAUUUCUUAGAUCACAGGGUUCUCAGGAUAAAACCAGAGCAGGAAAAAUGAUGCAGGCGACAGGAAAGGCCCUCUGCUUUUCUUCUCAGCAAAGAUUAGCGUUGCGUACUCCUUUGAGCAGGCUGUAUCAAGAAGUGGAGACUUUUAGAUAUAGGGCUAUCUCAGAUACCUGGCUGACAGUAAACCGAAUGGAACAGUAUCGAACUGAAUACCGAGGGGCGCUACUGUGGAUGAAAGAUGUCUCUCAAGAGCUGGAUCCUGAUCUUUACAAGCAGAUGGAGAAGUUCAGGAAGGUGCAAGCACAAGUACGCCACACAAAACUGAACUUUGACAAAUUGAAGACUGACGUCUGUCAGAAAGUAGAUCUUCUUGGAGCUAGCAGAUGCAACCUCCUGUCUCAUGUACUAACAACAUAUCAGACAACCCUUCUUCAUUUCUGGGAAAAAACCUCACACACCAUGGCAGCUAUCCAUGAAAGUUUCAAAGGUUAUCAGCCAUAUGAAUUCACUAUGUUAAAGAGUCUGCAAGAUCCUGUAAAUAAACUAACUGAAAGAACAGAAAAAGAGGAUUUGCAGACUGAGAGCACCAAGUCAGUCGAUGAUCAGCAGAGUCAGUUGAUUUCAUUAUAUGAGGAAAACCACAGCAAGGAACCAAGCUAUUCAGCUGAAGACAGCAAAGACAUCCUGACUACGCUGGGAGAAAAUUUUAAUCAUAGAGAAAACUCAGGUACCAUCGAUGAUUUGCUAGAUCUGAAACCUGAAGAAAAUGCUUGGGAGUACAGAAGCAAAGGAAAAGCUUCAAACUCCCCCGAGCUGGAUUCUGGUGAAAAAGAUGAUAUGGUAUUGCUAAAUGAGAUCCUCAAUGCUACCUCCUUGGAUGAGGGAGAAUUCAGCAAAGAGUGGACAGCUGUCUUUGGACAGGACCCACUCACUGAUCCCACCACAAACUCCUCAGUUGGAGAAAUGGAGACCGCUCCAUCAGCAGCAGCAGCACCUUCAGGCUUCCUUCCCUCGCAGCUCUUAGACCAAAACAUGAAUGAUUUACAGUCCUCUCUACAUGGUUGGGCAGCUAACAGUGUUAGCCCUCCAUCGAUACCACAGCCAGCACAGAAAUCAAACAGCUUGAAUGUGAAUGCCAACAAGACGCCUGUGAAAGAACCUGCAAAGAAUCCGAAAGAUCUCACUGCUUGGUUCAGUCUUUUUGCUGACCUUGACCCACUAUCCAAUCCUGAUGCAGUUGGGAAAACAGAUAAAGAACAUGAAUUGCUCAAUGCAUGAGUCUGCUGCCUAUGGUAACUCACAUUCCUUCAUUCAUCAACACUAUUUUUGGGUUUAGAAGACUAAAACAAAAUCAGUAUGCUGUUGUGAAAGUAUGAAGUACAUGCCAUUAUAAUAAAACUAAAGGGAUUUAGCCCCCUUUUCUAUAGGUACAAUUAUUUGCUCUUGUUUUGUAUAAAGAGUUUGCAUUUAUUUUCUAUGUGGACUUACAAAAUGAAAUUAAAAUUUAGGGCAGAUUUCUUGCCAUAUUAGCAUACCUGCUGAAACACUGUCUUUGCCUGAGGUGAUACAGAGCUAAUGCUAGAGUGAAAUACAAAUUACAGACCUAUUUUUUUAUAAUGUUUCUGGUGUAAAUCAAAAAAAAAUCAUGUAAUGAAAGAAGCUGCAUGAGUCCAAUAACUAUUGUAUAUAUAUUACUGCUGUGUUGAGAUGUCAACUAAAUUUGUUUUGUUAGUAUUCAUAGUGAAAAAUUCCUGCUGGGGCCAACUACUGAAAGAUUAUAUUUGGGUCUCUUGAGCUGUGGUAUUCAUGCUCUCUCUGAUCUAAAUUAUUAGACAAACUGUACUACACAAGACCAAAAAUACUGCCAGACUGCAUCCUUUCUGAAUUUUCCAUUGCACCAACAGAAUUUGCACAUGCACAGCAAAAGUUUGGUACCACUACUGCUUAUUACAUGCCUUUAAUGCCUUCAGGUUUUCUGUUCAGAACAUUUGUCAUCAAACUUAUUUCAGAAGCAUGUGUUUCUUGUUCUGGUGUGACACUAACUCUUUAAUAAAAUGAUUUUGACAAAAUGGGA
Gavialis gangeticus (Gharial) is the source of this 2399-nucleotide messenger RNA. It is a transcript of the gene ICA1, whose product is annotated as islet cell autoantigen 1. Gene Ontology annotation, biological process: regulation of transport. The transcript is spliced from 16 exons. The record is from RefSeq and is a predicted model, not a curated record. The coding region runs from base 41 to 1603 and encodes 520 amino acids. Lineage: Eukaryota; Metazoa; Chordata; Crocodylia; Gavialidae. Gene Ontology annotation, cellular component: Golgi apparatus. Gene Ontology annotation, molecular function: protein domain specific binding.